GGUGUCCGAUCCAAUGCGGAGCACCCAGAAGCACGAGUCUAAGUCAGUUGCGGAGGGAAUUACACACGGAGAGUCUGAUACCCUUCCUUUCUUGUAUAAAACCUUCUUUGCUCUUUUCUUCCCGCUCUUUGUUCGUUUUUUCUAAAAGCGCCGCCAGCCUUUUCCUCCUGCCAUAUUCUUCGGCUGCGUCAAUCAGUUGAUUUUGAUUAAGAAGCAUAAUUGUGGAUUUAGGGUUCUGAUUGACAGGACAGUUGCUCGUUCUCAUCCCCUUAUUUCUGUAAAAAGUUAUGAUCAAACAUUUCCAGUCCUCAGCAACCAAAACUUGGCCAAUACACUCACUUAUACGCCAAACAGUUCCUUUGGUUUCUGUCCCUCGAUGGAGUUAUCAAUCGGAAGCUGUGUUGUUAGCUGACGAAGGAGAUAUCUAUGUAAGUCGUCCUGCCAAGUUUGAUUCUUACGCUUAUGCACGAGCAUUUCAGGAAUGCAUCAACCAAGGGAACCACGUCAGGGGAAAAGCUGUUCAUGGGCAUUCCUUGAAGUCUGGGGACUGUUUGGACUUGUUCUGCCUUAACAUCUUGCUUAACAUGUAUGCAAAAUUUGAUGUUGUUGAUGAGUCAUGCAAGCUGUUUGCAGAAAUGCCAACGAGAAAUAUGGUUUCUUUUGUCACCUUAAUUCAGGCUCUCACAAAGUGUGGCCGGCUUCUAGAAGCAUCCCAGCUUUUUAGAAGGCUUCAUAAAGAAGGCCACGAGCUUAACCAGUUUGUUUUCACAACAGUUCUAAAGCUCUCUGUUAUCAUGGAGUUGCCAGAAUUUGGUUGGUGUGUGCAUGCUUCCAUUUCUAAACUUGGACAUGAGUCCAAUGUAUAUGUUGGUGCUGCUUUACUUGAUACUUAUUCAUUUUCUGGUCAUGUUUUUGAUGCAAAGAAGGUGUUUGAUGGAAUAGUUGGAAAAGACAUUGUUGCCUGGACGGGGAUGAUUUCUUGCUAUGCUGAUAAUGCCUGUGCUGAGGAUGCCUUGCAACUUUACUCUGGGAUGAUCAUGGUCGGAUUGAAACCAAACAACUUUACACUCACUAGUCUGAUCAAAGCAGCCGCCUCUCUUUCAUCAGUGGCAUUGGGAAAGACCCUCCAUGGCUAUUCAAUCAAAACUAGCUAUACUUUGGAUCCUUAUGUUUGUGGUUCUCUGCUUGAUAUCUAUGCCAAAUAUGGGGAUAUUGAGGAUGCAAGGGCGGUCUUUGAGGCAGUUCCACAGAAUGAUGUAAUUCUUUGGAGUUUUAUGAUUGCACGGUAUGCACAAGCUGAUCAAAAUGAAGAGGCAUUGUCACUUUUCAGGCAGAUGAUGCAUGCCUCAAUAGAGCCCAAUGAAUACAGUUUUUCUAGUGUUUUACAAGUAUGUGCCAAUAUUAGAGGCUUGAAUAUGGGUAGGCAAAUCCACAGUCAUGUUGUUAAGAUGGGUUUAGAUUCAGAGUUUUUUGUUGUGAAUGCUUUGAUGAAUGUUUAUGCCAAAUGUGGGAAUUUGGAGGCUUCAAUGGAGAUCUUCUCUUGCUUGUCCAAUGGGAAUGAUGUGAGUUGGAAUACCCUUAUUGUCGGUUAUACUCAACAAGGCUUUGGGGAGGAUGCACUAAGGCUCUUUUAUCAGAUGCAUAUUGCUCAAGUACCAAAAACACAAGUCACCUAUUCUAGUGCACUUCAAGCUUGUGCAAUUAUAGCUUCUGUUGAGCAAGCUAGGCAGAUCCAUUCAUUGAUUUCAAAGACUAACCUUAGUGAUGAUGUUGUUGUUAGUAAUUCUCUGAUAGAUUCAUAUGCCAAAUGUGGGAACAUUAAAGAUGCCCGUAAAGUCUUUGAUGCAAUGAUAGAACAUGAUUUGAUUUCUUGGAAUACCAUGAUCUGUGGAUAUGCAGCACAUAGUCUUGGUAACGAUGCUUUAAGCCUGUUCCAUCAAAUGAAGGAACACAAUAUUAAGCCCAACAGUGUGACUUUUGUAGGUGUCUUGUCUGCAUGCAGUAAUGUGGGUUUAGUGCACCAUGGUUUAAAUUAUUUUAAUUCUAUGAGUGAGGAAUAUUGCAUCAAUCCUUCUAUGGAGCAUUAUGCUUGCAUGGUGAGGCUUUUAGGUCGUUCAGGUCUUUUGAAUGAUGCUAUGGAAUUUAUCGACCAGAUGCCUGUAGAACCUAAUGUCAUGGUCUGGCGUGCACUGCUAGGUGCUUGUUUGGUGCACAAGAAUAUCCAUUUAGGGAGCCUAUGUGCAGAAAAGGUGCUUGAGAUCGAUCCUCAGGAUGAGACAACAUAUGUCUUGAUGUCAAACUUGUAUGCUUCAGGAAGAAGUUGGGAACAUGUAGCCCUUGUCAGGAAAUCCAUGAGAGCUAAAGGAGUAAAGAAGGAACCUGGUUGUAGUUGGAUUGAAAUUCAAAGUGAAAUUCAUUCUUUUUGUAUGGGAGACAACUCACACCCUGAUACAAGGUUGAUCCAUGCAAUGCUAGAAUGGCUAAAUGUUAAAGUUAACAGAGCUGGAUAUAUUUCCAAUGUUAAUGUGGUCUUGCAUGAUAUUGAUGAUGAUCAAAAGGAGCGUUUGGUGUGGGUGCAUAGUGAGAGGUUAGCCUUGGCUUUUGGGCUCAUAAAAUUGCGACCAGGAAGCCGAAUUUGUAUAAUUAAGAACCUGCGGUUUUGCCAAGAUUGCCAUGCUGUUUUCAAAGAAAUAUCUAAAAUUAUUCAGCGCCAAAUCACUGUAAGAGAUAUCAACCGCUUUCAUCAUUUUGAGGAUGGAAUUUGCUCCUGUGGUGAUUAUUGGUGAUGCUUUAUUAAUUUAUUUUCUCCGAGGAUAUUAGCAGUUGCAGAUGAGAAUAUGAAAACUUAGUAUGGUAUGGAUAAUUAUGGCUGCCCAUCAAAGGAGAAGUAACAUGAUAAGGGUGUAAAGUACACCUUUGUGCUAGCUUUGGUGCUUGCAACACAGAUACCUGUCAGAAGAUAUUCUCUUGAUUAUACGCUGUCGAAAUAUCAACCAUCAAAUGAAGUUCUGUUCUUUGUUCAUGGAAGAUUUCAGGAGACUUCAGAAUUUGUGCCACCUACUCUGAUCGAGAUGCUUCCAAUGUCACCAUGAUGGUCCCAUGAACUACUUUUGCUGCCAAAUUAGCCGCUUUACGGUGUGCCUAUGCAGUGCUUAAGACUUGAAGGGAGAAAUUAUUGCUUAUGCACAUUCUAAUCCUCUUAUAUUGCCCACAGAAGUCAUCAUCAAGCUUUGUUUCACAGGAAAAGCAACUAUCAAGCUUUGAUUCACUUCGAAUAAUUAUUGUUGGUUCAGUCAUGAUUCAAUGCACCCCAACUGGAUAUCUAUAGUUGCAAUAGCUGUUUCUGUUCAUCCAUCCUGCAACAUUUUGGUUAGAGAAGCAAGCCAUAUGAAGAAUCCAGUCACGAAGAUAAACAAGGUGAUUGCUUGCCCGCAAAGCACAUUGCUUAGUAAUCACUCAAAAGCAUGCCGUUGAGUCUUCAGGAGCAUCUCCAAGCAGCCUGACCCCUCGAAAGCUCAAAUGUUUAUGUCCUAUCUACAAGGUCUAUUCGUAGAUUCAUGCAUCUCAAACUAGUUUCUGAGCUCAUUGAGGACAUUUGCAACUAUGAGGACCUACCACCUCAAUCAUUGACAGAAUCUGUAGUGUCUAGAAAUCACAAUCAAAUGUUAUAAGCUCUUGGUGCUGCCUUUCUUCUACUAUGGACAUCUGCUAACAGUAAGUUGAUACGGCCAGACUUGUGUGUUUUUGACAUUGACGAUUCCCCCAAGGAUCGUGGGCCAAUUGGUAGCUAGAUGUCCCAAUGAAUGGAGAACUCAUUAAGAUAAGAUUGACAAUCUGUGGAUUGCACAUUAAUGAACAAGUAUAUAUAUAUAUAAAUAUAUAUAAAAUUGAAAUGGGGGAUUCAAAUGGAGUUGGAAGACAGAGGAAACACGAGGCAUGUGGGAAUCAGGCAUCCAUCUGUUUCAAGGACAGCCCAUGCCUGCAUGAGGACAUGGUGCCAUUAAAUCUAUUGUCACCCUCCUCUCCCUCGACAGGGUCACGUCCUGCACCAUGCAGCCAUGCUCCACAACAAAAUUUCUAUCUAUUAAAGAAACGCAUCCCUUGAAGAAGAGAUCAGCAAGGUAUUUCUGAUGGGAGAUCUUCCAGUUAUUUGGUCGCAAGCAACGGUUGGUCCUCUAACUUAAACACGAACCUGAUCGAGAACACUCUCAUGGUGGAAUUAAUCAAUGCAUGGAUGCCAACAUAUGGGGCCGGGUUGGUGUCGAUCUUAUCUUUUUGGCUUCCAAAGUAACAGGACGAGCCAUGUAUGAACUGAUUCCUACCGUCUAUUACCUGUAGCCUCGACAAGCCUUGUCUUUGGCAUCAUUUGCUGCUCGCUGGCAAUUUCCAUGGCCGUGCUCCUGCCGUAGCUGACAACUUUACUCAGGACAAGCGAAAGCAUGACAUUUCUUGUUGGGUUAGAUCCCUUUGACAUCACUUAUUAGAGUCAAGAUUUAGCAUCAUUUGCUUGCUCCAACAUUAUAAAGAAAUCAAUCGAUCAUGGGUAGGAUAUUGUAGAAUUUCACCCCUAAUCAAAUAAGAUACAUGUUAUUCCUCGUGC
Molecule: messenger RNA, 4600 nt
Organism: Zingiber officinale
Lineage: Eukaryota; Viridiplantae; Streptophyta; Magnoliopsida; Zingiberales; Zingiberaceae
Product: putative pentatricopeptide repeat-containing protein At5g13230, mitochondrial
Exons: 4
Coding region: 288-2786 (832 amino acids)
Biological process (GO): RNA modification
Molecular function (GO): protein binding; zinc ion binding; RNA binding
Source: RefSeq, a predicted model, not a curated record